AUAAAAAAGGAAAAUGCAGCUUUAGCUAAAGCGGAAUUAAUUAACGCUUUACACAGAAGCAUGAAAUGAUCACAUGAUGAUGAUGAUGAUGAUGAUGAUGAUGCGCUUCAUCUGCUGCAGAUAGAGAGAGAAAAAUAAACACUUCCAAACAAGUCUUUAAGUUUAUUCUGUUUAAUUCACUGAAGAGGAGAAAAAAAAUCAUCAUCAUCAUCAUCAUCAUCUUUUAGAAUUUAGAACGUAAAGCCGUAAGAGAUGGGGGACUGUGACGUCACAAGAGGGGGCUGUGGCGUCACAGGAGGAGAAGAGACAAAAACCCUGAUUUCAGGUGUUUAGUUCAGAUUCUGUAUUUUACAGACCACACGCCAGAGAAAGCGACCCGAGAGAAACUACUGGAUUCAUAUCCAAGUGAUUCAAAGUUGAGUGAGAAGAAGAGAAGGACUCAGAACUCCACAUCUGACCAGAGACUGAAGUGUUUCAGGGACAUUAUGGACUUUGUUCUUCAUCAGUGUGUUGGAUUACCGCCGGAGACGACUGAUUUCGUUCAGAUGCUCAUCGUUCAUAUAAAAACUGUGCUGCUGCAGCUGAUCCGGAGAAUCCUGGCAUCAGGAGGAAGGGUGGAACGAACAAGGACGACGUCUUCUGAGAAUGCUUCAUCACCCGCAGAAGAUCAGACCUCACAGCGAGAUGAUGUCAGCGGCGCAGGCACUAGCGAGAUAUGUAAAAACAUCUUGACUCUUUAUCAGUCUGACAAUUUUGACAGAAGCGAAGGAGAUAAAACUUUAGGAAAGUCGCUAAAGUCCGAUCUCAGCAGGUCACACACUAAUGAGAUAUCUGAUAAGCUUGUGAUUCUGUAUCAGUCUGAUGAUUUCGACAGACCUGAAGAAGAGAAAACUUCAGGAACAUCACUAAAGUCUCACCAGAAGGACCAAGGAAUGUUCGCCUCUGGACAGAAGCAAGCAAUUUCCGAGAAAAGGAAGUUGUUCUUGGAAUCUGCCGCUGAUGAACGGUUCCUUGAUAAAGUCACUCAGGUUGAGAGUGAUAUCCCAGAGAAGCGGUUACGUUCACACAUUUCCACAGGUUUAUCGAGUGGGAAAGAUUCGUGUUCCAGCACAGAGUCGUCACCGAUGGCGUCAGUAGAUCUGGAACAAGUCACUGCUGAGAUCGUGAACAGGGUGAUCAGUAGAAUUGCUAGCGAGAUCGGAAUAGCCGACAUGGAAAACGGAUCGGAAGCUCGGGUAGGAAAAGCUCAGAUGAGUGAUGCUGAUGCUCGCUCAGCUUCCUACUCAAAGAACUUCUCCGACGUUUUCGCGAAGCUCCGAAGUCUUAUUGGAGUCAGAGAUGAAAGGAGACAGUCGUGCUCGUGCCUGAAGAACGCAGCAGCAGCAGCAGUGACUGAUGCUAAGAGCCUGGUGUCCAUGAGUGAAGCUCCAAACCUGCAGGCUGUUAUUGACAGCUUCACUGAGGAGCUGAUUGCGAAGAACGCAGAUUUAUUUCUGCGUGACGAGCUGCUGGCCAAGUCCAGCUCUUCUAAAGCCUCUCGGCGCAGACGGUCUGCAUUCUUGCAGCCGCGUAAAUCCGAUCAGCGGAUUGUUUCCGAGGUAAAAAAGACCUGUGAGGUGAGCAGUUCUGUCCCUCUGAGGUCUAAUCAGCUUCUCAAUAAAGCCACUCAGGUGGUGAGUGAGAUGCUGCUCAGAAGGUUGUCAACAGCAGACUCCUCGAGAUGCUCGUUAGAAGACGCGCAGAGUGCCGUCAGUACCGCAGAUUCGCUCGUCAGGGUUUUAUACGAAUGUGACGAGUCUGUGAAAGAGGAGACUAAGAGCUCUGACGCUCUCGAUGCCUUGUCCUGCUUCUUUGACGUCAGAGAAGCAGAAUCUGCCAAAAAACCAAGGAACGUGUUGAGAAAAGUGCGAAGUCUCCUUCAGGCAUUUUUCUCCAAGGCAUCUAAAGCUCUGAGCUUUCCCACACACGAGGAGAGGGUGGAGGAGAAGGUGGACCUGGACCUGUGCACCAACAGGGUCAUUACUGAAGUCAUUGAUUUGUUAAGGAGUGAGUUGACAGCUCCACCUGUGGUGAAGAACGAUGACGCCUAUUUCCACACCAAAUCCACCAGGCGUGUGAGUGACAUCAUCUUCCGAAUAGUGGAAUCCUGUCCUCUCCUGCCUUCACAAUUCCCAAAGGAACGCCACACGGAAGCGCAGCUCAGGAAAGUGGCGUCCGCGUUAAAUCUGCAGGUCGUUUCUACCGCUUCUGAGAUUUCCCGAACUGUUAGCUCCACUGUGCAGCAGUUUAUAGACGCAGACAGGAAGUCGAGGCCUUCAGUCCAGAGGAGUUCAUUCGCUCCUCUGCACCUUUUCACUGUGGUGCGCAACCAGCUGAAGGCUUUCUUCACUUCCUUCUCUAAACGUGUUGCUGAAGAUGAAAGGACAGACGCGUCAGCACAGUCAGAGAGGGAUGAAGAUCGUGUCACUCCCAUCUACAUCAGCGAGGAUGGAAGUAGGAAAGAUUUGUGUUCCAGCACAGAGUCGUCACCGACGGUAUCAGUAGAUCUUUUUCAAGUCACUGCUGAGAUCGUGAACAGGGUGAUCAGUGGAAUUGCUAGUGAGAUCGGACUAAUGGAAAAUGGAUCGGAAGCUCAGAUGAGUGAUGCUGAUGCUCGCUCAGCUUCCUACCCAAAGAACUCUGACGUUUUCGCAAAGCUCCGAAGUCUUAUUGGAGUCAGAGAUAAAAGCAGACAGUCGUGCUCGUGCCUGAAGAACGCAGCAGCAGCAGCAGCAGUGACUGAUGCUAAGAGCCUCGUGUCCAUCAGCGAAGCUCCAAACCUGCAGGCUGUUAUUGACAGCUUCACUGAGGAGCUUAUUGCGAAGAACGCAGAUUUAUUUCUGCGUGACGAGCUGCUGGCCAAGUCCAGCUCUUCUAAAGCCUCUCGGCGCAGACGGUCUGCGUUCUUGCAGCCGCGUAAAUCCAAUCAGCGGAUUGUUUCCGAGGUAAAAAAGACCUGUGAGGUGAGCAGUUCUGUCCCUCUGAGGUCUAAUCAGCUUCUCAAUAAAGCCACUCAGGUGGUGAGUGAGAUGCUGCUCAGAAGGUUGUCAACAGCAGACUCCUCGAGAUGCUCGUUAGAAGACGUGCAGAGUGCCGUCAGUACCGCAGAUUCGCUCGUCAGGGUUUUAUACGAAUGUGACGAGUCUGUGAAAGAGAAGACUAAGAGCUCUGACGCUCUCGAUGCCUUGUCCUGCUUCUUUGACGUCAGAGAAGCAGAAUCUGCCAAAAAACCAAGGAACGUGUUGAGAAAAGUGCGAAUUCUCCUUCAGGCAUUUUUCUCCAAGGCAUCUAAAGCUCUGAGCUUUUCCACACACGAGGAGAGGGUGGAGGAGAAGGUGGACCUGGACCUGUGCACCAACAGGGUCAUUACUGAAGUGAUUGAUUUGUUAAGGAGUGAGUUGACAGUUCCACCUGCGGUGAAGAACGAUGACGCCUAUUUCCACACCAAAUCCACCAGGCGUGUGAGUGACAUCAUCUUCCGAAUAGUGGAAUCCUGUCCUCUCCUGCCUUCACAAUUCCCAAAGGAACGCCACACGGAAGCGCAGCUCAGGAAAGUGGCGUCCGCGUUAAAUCUGCAGGUCGUUUCUACCGCUUCUGAGAUUUCCCGAACUGUUAGCUCCACUGUGCAGCAGUUUAUAGACGCAGACAGGAAGUCGAGGCCUUCAGUCCAGAGGAGUUCAUUCGCUCCUCUGCACCUUUUCACUGUGGUGCGCAACCAGCUGAAGGCUUUCUUCACUUCCUUCUCUAAACGUGUUGCUGAAGAUGAAAGGACAGACGCGUCAGCACAGUCAGAGAGGGAUGAAGAUCGUGUCACUCCCAUCUACAUCAGCGAGGAUGGAAGUAGGAAAGAUUUGUGUUCCAGCACAGAGUCGUCACCGACGGUAUCAGUAGAUCUUUUUCAAGUCACUGCUGAGAUCGUGAACAGGGUGAUCAGUGGAAUUGCUAGUGAGAUCGGACUAAUGGAAAAUGGAUCGGAAGCUCAGAUGAGUGAUGCUGAUGCUCGCUCAGCUUCCUACCCAAAGAACUCUGACGUUUUCGCGAAGCUCCGAAGUCUUAUUGGAGUCAGAGAUAAAAGCAGACAGUCGUGCUCGUGCCUGAAGAACUCAGCAGCAGUGACUGAUGCUAAGAGCCUCGUGUCCAUCAGCGAAGCUCCAAACCUGCAGGCUGUUAUUGACAGCUUCACUGAGGAGCUGAUUGCGAAGAACGCAGAUUUAUUUCUGCGUGACGAGCUGCUGGCCAAGUCCAGCUCUUCUAAAGCCUCUCGGCUCAGACGGUCUGCAUUCUUGCAGCCGCGUAAAUUCGAUCAGCGGAUUGUUUCCGAGGUAAAAAAGACCUGUGAGGUGAGCAGUUCUGUCCCUCUGAGGUCUAAUCAGCUUCUCAAUAAAGCCACUCAGGUGGUGAGUGAGAUGCUGCUCAGAAGGUUGUCAACAGCAGACUCCUCGAGAUGCUCGUUAGAAGACGCGCAGAGUGCCGUAAGUACCGCAGAUUCGCUCGUCAGGGUUUUAUACGAAUGUGACGAGUCUGUGAAAGAGAAGACUAAGAGCUCUGACGCUCUCGAUGCCUUGUCCUGCUUCUUUGACGUCAGAGAAGCAGAAUCUGCCAAAAAACCAAGGAACGUGUUGAGAAAAGUGCGAAGUCUCCUUCAGGCAUUUUUCUCCAAGGCAUCUAAAGCUCUGAGCUUUCCUACACACGAGGAGAGGGUGGAGGAGAAGGUGGACCUGGACCUGUGCACCAACAGGGUCAUUACUGAAGUCAUUGAUUUGUUAAGGAGUGAGUUGACAGCUCCACCUGUGGUGAAGAACGAUGACGCCUAUUUCCACACCAAAUCCACCAGGCGUGUGAGUGACAUCAUCUUCCGAAUAGUGGAAUCCUGUCCUCUGCUGCCCUCACAAUUCCCAAAGGAACGCCACACGGAAGCGCAGCUCAGGAAAGUGGCAUCCGCGUUAAAUCUGCAGGUCGUUUCUACAGCUUCUGAGAUUUCCCGAACUGUUAGCUCCACUGUGCAGCAGUUUAUAGACGCAGACAGGAAGUCGAGGCCUUCAGUCCAGAGGAGUUCAUUCGCUCCUCUGCACCUUUUCAUUGUGGUGCGCAACCAGCUGAAGAAUUUCUUCACUUCCUUCUCUAAACGUGUUGCUGACGAUGAAAGGACAGACGCGUCAGCACAGUCAGAGAGGGAUCAGGAUCGUGUCACUCCCAUCUACAUCAGCGAGGAUGGCAUGGUUCAUGAACUAACCGAGCUGGAGGAUCUUUCUCUGGAGGAGAUGAUACAUCAACGAUCACGUGCUAUAACGGAUGUAAUAGCAAAUCUCCUCCUGAGGAACGUGGAUAGGGCAGGAGAUGUUGGCCAGUGUUCAUCAGAUUCUGUUCCAGGGAGAGGGAACAACAUGUUACGCUCCAACCGGUUUCCUUCUGAGUGCGUUUACACGUUUACAGAGGAGUCCAUCAAGGCUGUAGUGCAGAAUGCGCUAAACGCCGGGCCGAGCGCAGGAGACGAAGCUCAGGAAAGCAGCUUCGUGGCCAAAUCGACCGGUUGUCCGUUUGCUACGGCGCUCGCACGUGAAAUCGAGGAGGCAGCCAUGGAGGAGACUCGGGAACACCUAAACGCCACUGAUCAGCAGAAUCGACCCGGCCGGAACGGAAACGUUCCUGGAAGCGAUGGUUGUUCCUCACUUCCAGCAGCUGAGGAUCAGGAGAAGAAGAAGAGGCUCGGAUUUCACUUCAUUCUGAGGAGGAACGGGAGCAUGAUCAGACGUGGCUUUAAGGUAUGCAGGACUUUUCCCCCUAAAUGUUCUCCUGUGGUUUUGAGUUCAGGUUUUUGAGUUUUGUGUGGAUUUUAUUUGUAGUUAUUGAUAAUUGAAGGGUUUAUUUAACAUCAGUCACUUGAUUUACAGCAUUAAUCACGUUCUUUAAGGUGAUUAGUCGUCUCAGACGUCCAUUUCUGCUUCCCGAUUUAUCUUUUUAUCUUCACAAAUCUCAGUGUCCCAAGAAGUCGAAGAAGAAGCGGAGCAGAGUUCCUCUGACGAGCGAUGACCAGCCGACCCCUUCCACCUCCGCAAAUCUUCACAACUGUAAGUCUUUAAAACGAAAUCAACCUGCGAUUUUUGACCACGUUUACGCCGCGUGUCUUUUUAGUGUAUAACGCGUAUUUGUAUUUUUCAUUACUACUCUGAAUUCUGUACUUUAAAUAAGAAUAAAUGAUUCUAAUGAUCCUGUUUAUUUACGUUGUGAGCUGAUGAUUUUUAAAGAGCGUGAUGAUCAUGUUUAAGAGUUUGAGUUUGUAUCGGUUCCUGCACCGUGUGUCCUGAUAAUGAGCUGAAAGAGCAGUUUUUGUGGUUUUGCUGUAACUCUGCUUCUUCUCCUGUUUCCAGCUUCACACAGAGGAUCGAAGGUCUCGGGGUCGGUCUUCAAGAACGCUCGCAGAAGGCUGGGCAGGAUCUUCUCCAACAUCUCCAAGUCCUUCACCGGCUGCUUCAACUCUGAAACCGCUCCGUAAACUCGUCAGCGUCGGCCUGAGCCCGGUGACCGUUAACCGAGAAACAAACAUAAAUAAUCUAAACAAACAAACAAACAACCCUAAACAAACAAACAAACAAACAAAAAAAGUAAACCCACCCCCCCCCAAAAAAAACAUAAACCCACCCAAAAAAACACAAAAAAUGUAA
This is a messenger RNA of Pangasianodon hypophthalmus (striped catfish), 6701 nucleotides long. RefSeq lists its product as uncharacterized. NCBI's taxonomy places the organism in Eukaryota, Metazoa, Chordata, Actinopteri, Siluriformes, Pangasiidae. Bases 486 to 5858 code for a protein of 1790 amino acids. The transcript has 4 exons. The record is from RefSeq and is a predicted model, not a curated record.